Molecule: messenger RNA, 478 nt
Organism: Clunio marinus
Lineage: Eukaryota; Metazoa; Arthropoda; Insecta; Diptera; Chironomidae
Source: the annotation of a GenBank genome assembly
AACAGUCAAGUAAGGUUGCGUUUAAAAUCGCGUUAAAUUUUCUACUUGUCGCAAACGUCUACUUAAAUCAAUCAAACUCCUAAGACAAAAAUACACAAAUCAUGGCAGAAGAAGAGCAGCACUCAAUGAUUACACCCGUAAAGGAGCCAUUAGAUCUUAUUAGAUUAAGCUUAGAUGAGAAGAUUUAUGUCAAAUUAAGAAAUGAUCGUGAACUUCGAGGAGUUCUUCAUGCAUUUGACCAGCAUCUUAACAUGGUUCUUUCUGAAGCUGAGGAAACAAUCACAACUGUUGAAAUUGAUGAAGAGACUUAUGAAGAGGUCUACAAGACAACAAAACGAACGAUUCCUUUCCUCUUCAUCCGUGGUGAUGGAGUGAUUCUCGUCUCACCUCCUAUGAGAAUCAACUAAGUUUAAUUUCUACUGUAAUUCUGUGUUUUAAGGUAUUCAAAAAUAAACUCUUUUCAUUUCUUAAAUAGACA